Messenger RNA from Paraphaeosphaeria sporulosa, 701 nucleotides. RefSeq lists its product as uncharacterized. The record is from RefSeq and is a predicted model, not a curated record. The coding region runs from base 159 to 638 and encodes 159 amino acids. The transcript has a single exon. Lineage: Eukaryota; Fungi; Ascomycota; Dothideomycetes; Pleosporales; Didymosphaeriaceae.
CCGUUGAGGACAAGCGGUGGAAGCGAACAUAGGGCUGAGAACCAAGAUCGAGAUCGCGUCGCGGGCAGACCCAUGGCGUUCCAGCGAUUUGCCAGGACCACUGCGUCGGCAUCAACGAGCGUGCAUGACAUUUGGUGAGUGAUGGUCGCAUUCAAAACAUGCUUCACGAGGGUCACGUUUUCAAGGCAAGUUCGAAUUUAUGUUUGAAUGAGUGUUAUUGCAUUCAGGUAGUCAUGCUACGUGACCACUCAUAUCUUCGUCCUAACGAAUGCCAUGCCACCCCGAAAGGCCUGGCUAUGGAGAUAUCAUAUUCUAACUCCCCCCUCGAGAGAAACAAUGCAAGCGAAUGCAAGGAGCACCAGCCACAGGCCAAGGUGCUCGUUGGGUGUAAAGCCAAUCCCCGAACUGAACAUGUGUAUCCUUCCAAUCUUGUCGCACAAACUGGAUUAAAGCCAUCCACAUGCUCAGUAAAACAGUUCGCAUGUCGUGGAAAAGAAGAAGUUCGAAGAGGAGCCUCACUAGCAAUGGCAUACAGGUAUGCUGCACGGCUAACGAGGCGACGAAUGGUAAUGGUAUGGAAAGCAAACGCAACACAAACAGGCAACCGAUCCCACCCAAAAUGCACCAACAAACAAUGACGAAACAAGGAAACAAGUCGUAAGUGGCCGUAAUGUGGGAGCGCCAAACCUGACGCGGUAGAA